Messenger RNA from Anarrhichthys ocellatus (wolf-eel), 2843 nucleotides. It is a transcript of the gene cep83, whose product is annotated as centrosomal protein 83. Lineage: Eukaryota; Metazoa; Chordata; Actinopteri; Perciformes; Anarhichadidae. The transcript is spliced from 17 exons. The record is from RefSeq and is a predicted model, not a curated record. Bases 426 to 2585 code for a protein of 719 amino acids. Gene Ontology annotation, cellular component: centrosome; Golgi apparatus; ciliary transition fiber. Gene Ontology annotation, biological process: establishment of centrosome localization; cilium assembly.
CUGACCGUGUAAGUUAGCUAGUCGUUCACGUCGCUCAUUAUUUAGUUUGAAUAGUAGUUAUGUUUGCAUUUUCAUUGAGAAAAAAACGUCUCAAACAUAGCAACAAUUUCUUGUUUAAAGUGCAUUGUCAUGCCUCUGCAAGGAAAAUGUCAAAGGCAGCGAGUGUCCAAUAACAGACGCACUAUGGUAGCUAGCUAGUUAGCAUAUCGUUAUAUGAGAGCGCGUUAUUUAAAAACAACUCAAUGCUCUUGACCAAUUUCAAACAUUAGUUUGACAUUUUUACAAGCCCACUUUGUAUGCGUAUGUCUGGUGUAAGUUAAUUUAGGUUUAAUUUAACGCUGCAAGAGGUAUAAACAAACAAAAAGUACACAGUUGUGAUUCGACAAGUAGCUGGGAGACGCCUCUCAAAGCCACCAUGAGGUGAGAUGGCCUCCUCCAACCUCGGCCAGUUGACACCUAUCCUCCCAAACCUGGAGCCUGGGAUGGGGAAGUCGGCAGCCGUGCUGGGCUUCUCUGCCGGGCUGGGAGGAGCAGAGAUGGAGCUGCACAAGAUGCUAAUCGAUGAGAGGAUGAAGUGCGAAAACCACAGGACCAACUACCAGACGCUAAAGGCUGAACAUGCCAGCUUGCAGGAUGAGUUCACCCAGGCGCAGGGUGAACUGAAGCGUCUGCUGAGCGACAGACAGGCACAGCAGGAGAAGCUGCUGUUGGCGGAGCUCCGCGGAGAACUGCUGGACAAAACCAGGGAGCUGGAAGAGCUGCGACUGCAGGUGAUGACCCCUCAGCGGCAGGAGUUGCUCAGAGCUCAGGUGCAACAGGAGAUGGAGGCUCCAGUCAGAGAGAGGUUCAAUAAACUGGAGGAGGAGACUGAGAAGUACAGGUCUGAGUACAACAAGCUGCGGUAUGAGUUCACCUUUCUCAAGUCCCAGUUUGACCACCAGAGAGAAGAACAUGCUCACAUGCUGGAGGAGAGGAGGAUCCGCUAUGAAGCAGAGAUCUCUCGUCUGGAGAAGGACCGAGAGGACCUGGUGGCUCAGUACCAGGGUUCAGACACACUGCGUGAUGGGAAACGAGUAGAGGCCCUGCUGAGGGAGAAGGCCCAGCUCCACCUGAGGCUGAAGGGCCUGGAGGCAGAGUUGGCCGAGCUUCGCGCCCAGAAAGACAACUCGGGCCAGCAGGCCGAGAGCGUCCAACGCAUCCAGAUCAGACAGCUAACAGAGUCUCAGGCUGCUCUGAAGUCGCUGGAGGCGGAGCGUCAGUCGUUGCGUCUACAGCUGGAGCGAAUGGAGAGCGAGCUUCAUCUGACACACGAGCAGAACAGCCAGCUCACCGGACGACUGAACAAAGCUGAGCGAGAGGUCAACUCUCUCACCUGUCAGAUUGACAGCCUGAAGCAUUCACAUAAACUGGAGGUGGCCAGCGUCAAACUGGAGUGUGCUCGCUCUAAAGGGGAGCUGGAGAGAGAGAGAGACGCACUGCACGGCCAGCUUGAUGGUCUGCAGACAGACGUGGAGGUGCUGAAGGCUGCGGUGGAGCGACACAAGGAGGUUCUCGUGGAGAAAGAGAGGGAGUUGGUCAGGAAGGUGCAGUCUGCCCGCGAGGAGGAGUUCCGCAAAACUGCAACCUUGCACGAGGAAAAGUUGGAGGUGGAGAACCGCCUCGCUGCUCUGGAACAGCAGAGGGCUCUGCAGGACACUGCGGAUCAUAGCCAGAAGGAGGAAUGGGAGGAACGUGUUCGCAUCACCCAACAAGGAGAGGAGUCCGCUCGCAGGGAACUGCAGAACCUGAGAAGCAAACUACAGCAGCAAAGCUCACAUCUUGAGGAGCUUGAGAGACAGAAAGCAGAGAUCGCUGACCUACAGCAGCAGAACCAGGAACUGGGUGUCCAGAUGGGGACGCUGGCUCACUCUGAAAGUGACUUGAUGGAGACAAACCAGCGACUGAGAGAAACUCUGGACAGAAUCAGGGAGGAUCUCAGGACGGCCCGAACCCAGGCUGAGAGGAGCCAACACGAGGCAGAGAGGCUGGUGGAGGACCAUCGGGUUGAGUGGUUGGAGGAGAAACACAAGCUGCAGGAGCGAGACGCUGAGCUGCAGCAGAAAUACUCUCUGGCCAAAGAGAAGCUGCAGAGGGCAGCAGCGGCCCAGAAGAAGAGAAAAACACUGACAGAGAACAAAGAGAAGAGGAUGCAGGAUAAGAUUCAGUUGCGGGAGGCCAAGAUAGAAGAGCUGGAGCUGGAAGCUACUGCAGCAAAGAAACGUUCAUCGUUCUCAGAGGAGCAAGUUCAACUUAACAGACGAUUGAAGGAGCUGCAGCGACGACAUAACGAGUUUCGGCGUCUCCUACUGGGUGGUCAGGGUACCUACAGCGCUGGCCCCACCUUCUUGACCCCCUCACCCACCCCCUUUGUUCUCCUCGGGUCUGAGGGGCCGUUAGCCAACAUACCAGAGGAGCAGCAUCAGAGGGAGCUGACCCUCCUCCGUCGGAGGCUGGAGGACCUGGAAAGCGCCCAGCAGCAGCAGCUGGAGGAACUGGGAUCUCUGGUGCAGAGGGACCGGGACAUUGCUUCCCAGCCUGACCUCUGACCUUUACACUUCUUCCCAUUGACAUGAAGCACUAGAAUGGACUUUAAUAACAUUUACAGAAUAUCUUUUUUUUUUUUUUUUUAUAAAAACUGAUCACAACAUCCUCAACUUUUGUAUUGAGAGCACAAAAGCCACUGUGUGAGGGAAAGGUUUUUAUAUAGAGGAGUAGGCGCUGUGAAUUGUACAUAGUCUGUUGAUGUAAUUAAAAAUGUUUUAACUUAAACUGUAUUAAUAGUCACUUUUUUUUCCUGACAUCUG